Molecule: messenger RNA, 528 nt
Organism: Blepharisma stoltei
Lineage: Eukaryota; Ciliophora; Heterotrichea; Heterotrichida; Blepharismidae
Source: the annotation of a GenBank genome assembly
AUGGGUAUUCAAGAUAUUCUAAUUAAAGCCAGGCUAGAGGGGAUUAGAAAUAUCACUCCUAAAAGUAAUUUUAGAUGGUAUUUUCAAGUUCGUUGUGCUAGAUGUGGAGAAGUUAAUGAUAAAGAAAUUUAUCUCGUCGCAGAAGAAUUUCAUGAAAAAUGAGGAACCCCUGGGACAUUUAAUUUUGUAAUGAAAUGCAAAAUAUGUGAAAAUGUAGGGACUAUCAAUAUACUUAAUGGCUCGAUAAAAAAUUAUAGUGUUUACGGAGCAGUAACAGCAAGCAAAAAUCGUGAUAUUGAAAUUGAAGACUAUGAAGGAGGAUCAAGAGAAGAAUUUCAACCAAUUUGCCAAUGCGAAACUAGAGGUCUGGUUAUUGUUUCAUAUCGACUAAAUGAUGGAUUUACAGUAGAAUCAUUAACGAAUAAGAUUUGGGAAGACGUUGACUUAUCACAAGGAGAUUGGUGUGAGUAUGAUGAAGAUGCAGGCACAGUUGUUGGGAUCUAUGAUAUUGAAACUAGAGUUUCUUAG